UUCAUUAAUUUCCAUUUGCUCUGCUUUCCGAAAUUUCCCUCCUAAAAUAACUUGUAAAUCAAUUCGCGGCUGUCGUCAACUUUUGACUGAAAGUCGCAUGUUCAGAUUUUUAACCUGUAAAUUCUUGAACUUUUCAAAGCAUUGCAAGUUCGAUUCAUGGCCGCCCCCUCUACGACGUGGGUUCUCUGCCCAAGUCCAACCAAUCAACCUGAUGUUGCUGACCCAGCAAACCCCCAGGUCCAUCGAACCAACUUACUCGGUGUUCGAUUCUCAUAUGUACGGCAGUUUGCUUCAACGCUGCGUCCGAAACGAUGACACUUUCACAGCAAUGGCUCUUCAUUGCAAUAUUAUAAAGAAUGGUAAUUGCUUAGACCUUUUCGCUUCCAACAUUCUUAUUUGUUUCUAUGUGAAACGGGAGUCUUUGAACGAUGCCCGCAAGUUGUUCGAUGAAUUGCCGGAGAGAAACACCGUAUCUUUUGUUACUUUGAUUCAGGGGUGCGCGGAGUCUCUUAUGUUUGUGGAGGCAAUUGAGUUGUUUUCUAAGUUGCAUAGAGAUGGCCAUGAGCUUAAUCCGUUUGUUUUCACUUCCAUCUUGAAGUUGCUUGUUAGAAUGGAGUGGGCAGACAUGAGCUGGUGUAUUCAUUCCUGUAUUUAUAAGCUUGGUCUAGAAUAUGAUGCUUUUGUGGGAACUGCACUUAUUGAUGCUUACUCUGUUUGUGGCUGUGUUAACAGUUGCAGGCAGGUGUUUGAUGGGAUUGACUGGAAAGAUAUGGUGACAUGGACUGGAAUGUUAGCUUGCUACUCCGAGAAUGAUUAUUUUGAGGAGGCCCUUGAGCUUUUCUCUCAGAUGAGAAUGCAAGGCUUCAAGCCCAACCACUUCACUUUUGUUGGUGUGCUUAAGGCUUGUCUUGGACUUGAGGAAUUUAAAGCAGCAAGGGGUGUUCAUGGGUGUGUCUUAAAAUCUCGUUAUGAGCUUGAUAUUUAUGUAGGUGUUGAACUUCUUGAGUUGUAUACAACAACUAGGGACAUUGGCGAUGCUGUCCAAGUAUUUGAAGAGAUUCCCAAGAAAGAUGUAAUUCCUUGGAGUUUCAUGAUUGCGCGGCUUGCGCAAAGUGAUCAAAGCAAAGAAGCAAUAGAGCUAUUUUGUCGAAUGAGGCAAGCUUUUGUCAUUCCUAAUGAGUUUACAUUUGCUAGUAUAUUACAAGCUACUGCAACUAUGGGGAAUUUGGAUUUUGGAAUGCAAAUUCAUGGCCAUAUUGUUAAGUUUGGUCUUGACUCGAAUGUGUUUGUUUCAAAUGCAAUCAUGGAUGUUUAUGCUAAAUGUGGAAGGAUAGAUAACUCUAUGGAGAUGUUUGUGGAACUAAAAGACAAAAAUGAUGUGAGUUGGAACACGAUGAUUGUUGGCUAUGUGAAUUUGGGGGAUGGAGAUAGAGCAAUGAGUUUCUUCUUAAAAAUGUUUGAAAGCCAAGUGCAGGCAACUGAAGUGACCUACUCCAGUGCUCUUCGAGCUUGUACUGUUUUAGCAUCCUUGGAUCUAGGAACUCAGAUUCAUGCUUUGACUACCAAAAACAAUUAUGACAAUGACAUUGUAGUCACUAAUACUUUGAUAGAUAUGUAUGCCAAAUGUGGAAGCAUUCAAGAUGCCCAUUUAUCUUUUCAGAAAAUGAGUGAAAGAGACAUAAUUUCAUGGAAUGCUAUGAUAUCAGGGUAUUCCAUGCAUGGUCUGGGGUUAGAGGCCUUAAAAUGUUUUGAGAUGAUGCAAGAAGUAGGUUGUAAACCAAAUAAUGUAACAUUUGUUGGUGUCUUAUCAGCAUGUAGCAAUGCAGGACUAUUAGAUAAAGGACAGUUAUGCUUUAAAUCUAUGGUUCAGGAUUAUGGCAUCCAACCUUGUAUAGAGCAUUACACUUGUAUGGUCGGACUUCUAGGGAGAUCAGGGCAUCUUGAUAAGGCUUUGAAGUUGAUCGAGGAAAUCUCAUUCAACCAUAGUGUGAUGCUGUGGCGAGCCUUACUUGGUGCAUGUGUUGUUCACAAUAAUAUUGAGCUUGGAAAAAUUUCAGCACAAAAAAUUCUUGAGAUGGAACCACAAGAUGAUGCAACCCAUGUGUUGUUAUCAAACAUAUAUGCCAAUGCAAAGAAUUGGGGAAAUGUAACAUCUAUUAGGAAAAGCAUGAAAAAGAAUGGGGUGAAGAAACAACCGGGAUUAAGUUGGAUCGAAAGCCAGGGGACAGUCCACUAUUUCAUUGUGAGGGAUACUUCACAUCCAGACAUGAACCUAAUAAAGGGAAUGUUGGAGUGGUUAAACAUGAAGACCAGAAAAGUGGGGUAUGUUCCUAACCGUAAGGUUGUUCUACUUGAUGUGGACAAUGAAGAAAAGGAUUGGCACUUAUGGUUACAUAGUGAAAGACUAGCACUAGCAUUUGGGCUUAUUAAAAUGCCAUUUGGAAGUACUAUUCGCAUAAUUAAGAAUCUUCGCAUUUGUGUGGAUUGCCAUACUGCAAUAAAAGUGAUAUCGAAGAUUGUGCAUCGAGACAUUAUAAUCAGAGAUAUGAAUAGAUUCCAUCAUUUUCAAGAUGGAAUUUGUUCUUGUGGUGAUUAUUGGUGAAAUCGUGGUUAAUGCGCAUUGGUUAGAGGUACACUUUUCCACUCAUUUUCAAGAGAGUUUACAAUCUUGAAUGUUUUGGUUUAAGAAUGAUACCGAAGCUUUGAUAGUUGUUUAUAAUCUGCAAAGAUCUCUAAAAGUAUUAGAGUUUAGGACCAAACUUUGAUAAUUGUUUAUAUAGUAGAGAAUUAUUUGUUGGCUUUAGAAAGGUAGAAGAAAGGAACAUAUCAUUUUUAAGAACAACAGGUAUUUCUUAUAGAUGCUAGGUAUAUAACAAAGUAAAUAUUUUAGAGCUAGACUUUGAUGAA
Molecule: messenger RNA, 2907 nt
Organism: Carica papaya (papaya)
Lineage: Eukaryota; Viridiplantae; Streptophyta; Magnoliopsida; Brassicales; Caricaceae
Product: Tetratricopeptide repeat (TPR)-like superfamily protein
Biological process (GO): RNA modification
Molecular function (GO): protein binding; RNA binding; zinc ion binding
Source: RefSeq, a predicted model, not a curated record